AUGUGGUGGUUGCACAGUCUCGUUGUUUUACUAUUGUUUGUUUCUCAUAGUCUGUUGUUCGUCGUCGCGUUUCGUAAAGUACAGAAUAGCAAUCCAGAUGUAUCACUUACGACCCCCGAGCUGUUGCGAAAGUACGGCUACCCGGUGGAGGCUCAUAAGGUGCAGACGGAGGACGGUUACAUUUUAGAAAUCCAUCGAAUACCGUACGGACGAACGAACAAGACAAGUUCGGAGAGGCCACCGGUUUUGGUGCAACACGGCUUGAUCGGAAGUUCCGCGGAUUGGAUCCUCAGGGGACCGGCAAAUUCGUUGGGGUACAUGUUAGCCGAUGCCGGAUACGACGUAUGGCUGGGGAACAACCGUGGCAACGCCUAUUCGAAGAGCCACACGUCGAUCUCUCCGAUGGAUCAUCGUUUUUGGGACUUCAGCUACCACGAGCUCGGCGUUCACGACCUUCCGGCGACGAUCGAUUACAUCCUCGAUCGGACCGAUCGUGAAAGACUCUUCUACAUAGGUCACUCGCAGGGGACGACACAGUUCUGGGUGAUGAUGUCGCAAAGGCCCGAGUACAACAAGAAAAUCACUUUAAUGAUCGGUCUGGCCCCUGUGGCAUUCUCGGGGAACAUGCGGGGGCCGAUUGCAAAACUGGCGAAGUUAACAUAUAUGGGCGUGAGAGUCGGCGAAAUGUUUGGUUAUCCAGAAAUUCGUAUACGUUCCAGUUGGGGAAAGUUCGUCACGAAUCUGCUUUGCAAAGAACGAACCGUAUCAAUGACGCCGCUCUUUUGCACUAAUUUUGUGUUUAUAGUCACCGGUUUCAGCCAGACGGAAUUAAACGCGAACGAACUGACGGUCAUUAUGAAUCACGUUCCUGCGGGAGCAUCUUGGAAGCAACUGGUUCACUUCGGUCAGGGUUACAUACACAAAGAUCUCUUUAGACACUAUGAUUAUGACAAUGAGAAGAAGAACUGUCAAUUGUAUAAUUCGUCGGUACCACCGGAAUAUGAUUUGAGCAAAGUGACUGCACCGGUUGUAUUGUUCAGCAGCGACAGUGAUUUGCUCGCGGUACCAAAAGAUGUAGAUCUUCUGAAAAGGAAACUUUCUAACGUGGUGUUGCACGAGGAAAUAUCUGUUCAAGAGUUCAGUCAUUACAACUUUUUAUGGGGAAAAUCUUCCGUGACCUUUAUAGUUGAACCUGUAUUAAAAUUACUUGCGGUCUACAAAUGA
Messenger RNA from Dufourea novaeangliae, 1224 nucleotides. Its product is annotated as gastric triacylglycerol lipase-like. Gene Ontology annotation, molecular function: hydrolase activity, acting on ester bonds. The record is from RefSeq and is a predicted model, not a curated record. NCBI's taxonomy places the organism in Eukaryota, Metazoa, Arthropoda, Insecta, Hymenoptera, Halictidae. The coding region runs from base 1 to 1224 and encodes 407 amino acids. The transcript is spliced from 8 exons. Gene Ontology annotation, biological process: lipid metabolic process.